Messenger RNA from Ipomoea nil (Japanese morning glory), 2419 nucleotides. RefSeq lists its product as uncharacterized. The record is from RefSeq and is a predicted model, not a curated record. Lineage: Eukaryota; Viridiplantae; Streptophyta; Magnoliopsida; Solanales; Convolvulaceae. Bases 240 to 2060 code for a protein of 606 amino acids. The transcript is spliced from 4 exons.
AAAAUUAGUAAAUCUGAACUAACCGGUCGCCACCCGGUCGCCCCACAAUCCACCAACUCGAAUAUCCGGCACCGCGCCCUCCGAUCUGGUCCCCUUUACCAUUUUAUUUAUCAUCAAAAUACCACCAAAAAGCCUUCCUUAAUUAAUUUGUACUGUCCGACGUUGUUUAGGCGUACGCGCGGCAUUGUUUCAGCUCCGGCCACGGUUAUUUGAGGGCCUCUUCGACGUCGCCGGAGAUCAUGGCGUUCAUUCCCGGCCACCCGUUUCUUCUCAAGAAUGUUUUGGUGCAGAAUGUCCUGUUUGCUUGCCUGAUUCUGUUCCCUGCACUUGCAAUACAAAGUGGAGGGACAAGUCGCCAUUGCGUGGAAGAUUCAACCAUGGGGAAUUGCUUAAACGCAUCUUCUCCCUCAUCUGUUGUUGAUUCAUCUGUGAAGAUGAGCAUCGCGUCGAUGCUAAUCGAUAACGCCUUCAAGCUUCCUUCUUCUUUGCCCCAUUGGCCUCCGGGUGGGGGUUUUGCGAAGGGGAUUAUUGAUCUUGGAGGGCUGCAGGUGGCUCAGGUAUCGUCUUUUACUAAGGUUUGGAGUACAGGAGAAGGCGGUCCUGGAGAUAGCGGGGCAUCAUUCUUCGAACCAUCACUAAUACCAGAAGGAUUUUUCAUGCUUGGAUCCUAUGCACAACCAAACAAUAUGCCACUUUAUGGAUGGGUUCUUGUUGGGAAAGAUGUUACUGGGAAUGCCACGGGAGGUUCUUUAAAGAAACCGACUGACUAUGAUCUCGUUUGGAGUCUCGAGAGCAAUGCAGAGACGGAUCAGGAUAGUCCUGUCUACAUUUGGCUGCCAAAGCCUACAGAUGGGUAUGAAGCAGUGGGCUAUGUGGUCACCGCCACGCCUCAGAAGCCUUCGGUGGAUAGAAUCCGGUGUGUUCGGUCCGAUUUCACCAAUGUAUCCGAAAGCCAUGACUGGAUUUGGGGGGCUGAUGACUUUAAUGUGUAUGGUUCGAGGCCUCAAGAUAGGGGAAUCCAGGCUUCCGGGGUGGCUAUUGGAUCGUUCGUUGCUCAAACCAACCCGAAUUCUUCGGUGGUGCUGCCUUGCUUAAAGAAUAAUGCAAACAAAAACUUCUCGGCCAUGCCAAGCUCGACCCAAAUCGGGGCGCUUAUGAAAGCGUAUGGUCCCGUGUUUUACUUCCACCCGAACGAGGUCUUCUUGCCCUCUUCUGUCACUUGGUUUUUCCAAAACGGGGCGUUACUGUACACGAAAGGAAACCAAACUGGACCAGUUGCGGUCGAGCCACGGGGCUCAAACCUCCCGCAAGGAGGCUCGAACGACGGGGCCUACUGGCUAGACCUCCCAGCCAGUGAUGCAGAUAAACUUAGGGUAAAAAAAGGCAACUUAGAAAAUGCAUCAGCCUAUGUUCAUGUUAAGCCAAUGUUUGGUGGGACAUUUACAGAUAUGGCAGUAUGGCUAUUCUACCCCUUCAACGGGGCCGCCAAGGCUAAAAUCGAGUUCGUGACGCUCUCCCUGGGCAAAAUCGGGGAACAUGUAUGCGAUUGGGAGCACGUGACACUGAGGAUCAGCAACUUCGACGGGGAGCUAAAAAGCGUGUAUUUCUCAGAACACAGCAAGGGGGAGUGGGUGAGCGCUUCCCAGCUCGAGUACCAAAAUGGCACUAACAAACCCGUCGUUUAUUCCUCGUUACAUGGCCACGCUGCAUACCCGAGCACGGGGCAGAGCUUGCAGGGGAUUGGGGAGAUAGGCAUAAAGAACGACACUGCGAAAGGCGGGAUGAGUAUGGACACGGGGCUAAAAUUCUCUGUUGUUUCUGCAGAGUAUUUGGGGAAAGAGAUUGUUGAGCCACCAUGGUUGAACUAUGCAAGAGAAUGGGGGCCAAAGAUAAGCUAUGACAUUGGGAAAGAGCUGAAAAAGAUUGCCAGGUUUAUGCCUGGAAAGAUGAAGUCUGGACUGGAGAAAGUUGUGAAGGAUCUUCCCAGUGAGAUUUUGGGUGAGGAAGGACCAACUGGGCCUAAGUGGAAAGACAAUUGGAGUGGGGAUGAAAGGUCUUGAAGGUCACCUAUUCAUAAUGUAUCAUAGUUCAUUACGAUUUACGAGGUCGAAGUAGUGCCUGUCUGAUACGAGAUUGUAUCUCCCUUUCUUUCGAAGUAGUGUCUGUUUGAUACGAGAUAGUAUUUUCUUUGAAGUAGUGCUUGUCUGUUGUGAAAUCAUAUCACCAUUUCUUUUCAUCAGAAUCGUAUGAAGGAAUGAAAUGGAGAAAUUUGUUUAUCCCCCCCAAAAAAUGUAGAUUUGGGGGAGUGAUGAUUGUGUGUGAAUUAGAUGAUAGGUAGUGUGUACACAACCCCUUUAUUUAGUAACUAUACACUUUGGAUUAUGAACUGAUUAUUAUGGCAUUUGAUCUCAAAUUCUAA